This is a messenger RNA of Sander lucioperca (pikeperch), 698 nucleotides long. RefSeq lists its product as uncharacterized. Lineage: Eukaryota; Metazoa; Chordata; Actinopteri; Perciformes; Percidae. Gene Ontology annotation, molecular function: cysteine-type peptidase activity. Gene Ontology annotation, biological process: proteolysis. Bases 30 to 698 code for a protein of 222 amino acids. The record is from RefSeq and is a predicted model, not a curated record. The transcript is spliced from 9 exons.
CCAACGUGGAAGUUGAAGAGGAGAACCCAAUGGCUGUUUUUCCUGUUGACCUCAUGUCAAAAGACUCAAUAAUCAUCCCUGCCUGGAGUCCACAGCCAGGAAAAGCAGAUCACUAUUUGCUUUGUGUCCUGCAGCCAGCAAAGAGAGAGCUAUUUUUGCUGGACUCGCUCAAACCAGAUGGCUUUGGCGACAGUCAUAACAUCUUUAGGUUUGGUAACAUGACAACAAUCAGCCCUGUUCUGUGGCUUGUUCAGUAUGGGAAUCCUACAGAAUUCAUAGUACUCCAGAAAUGCAGUGACUUAGCUCAUCACAUUGCUCUGGGCCAGUGGACAACUAAGUUUGGCAAAGACAUUGAGGGUUUCCCUCAACAAACCACUGUAAAUUAUUGUGGCAUCUUAAUGUUGAUGUAUGCACUCAGCCUGAGCACAGAGGCUCCAUUUUGGUUCAUUGAGAGGGACAUGGCACGCAUCCGAAAAUGGUGGUGCAUUAGUCUAAUGGAACGGUUCCAGAUUGACGGCCAUGGACAGAGGUUUGCAUACUGGACCAAUGAGGCCAGAGCAUUGCUCCAAGGUUCACUGCAGCCGAUAUCCAGGGUCCCAAAGGUCAGAAAGAGGGAACAUGAGGUGAGCAUGAUGAUGGCAGAGGACACCCAGUGGCCUUCUCCUGUUUUGAUUGAGUCAUUAAAAAAAACAUGUUGA